AUUCGCAUUUAACAGGCAGCGCACUAACACGCAUAAAGCCAAUACCGUCUAAGAAACACGACUUUAAAGGCAACGGAAUCACUCCUACUAGCAAACGCAUUCCAUGCCAUCGAAUUGCCCCCGGGUGUCCAUGGCCAGAUAUCUGGUUUGGUUGAACAUAUACACGUUGUCGAGCGCUCUAUCGCGCUUGAGACCACCGGAAACGCUAUUUGGGUCGUUCUCUCCACUAUUCUUGAACGCGGACUCAACUUCCUCCUUCGCCGGUCGCGACUUUAGAGGGCCUCGCGGGAGUGCUGCCAGGAGUCUUCAGAGAUGUCUGAAAGAAAUGUUGAUGGUUGUUGACAAAUCGUUCGAGCUGAGUAUUGGGUUGUUGACGUUGACGAGAAUUAAGAGGGAGGGUCUCAGGCUAUCAGAGCUGUUCUUGCGUCACACCAUCUACCUUCACUGCUCUAUCUCAUACGUCAGUAAUCGGGAAUCUGACCGUCGAACGCGAUCGCAAUGGCACAAAGACUAGCCUCGACUUUACUUUAGCUUGCAGCUUGCAGCGGCCGAGAAGUGACGUUGCA
Messenger RNA from Cucurbitaria berberidis CBS 394.84, 566 nucleotides. RefSeq lists its product as uncharacterized. The transcript is spliced from 3 exons. Lineage: Eukaryota; Fungi; Ascomycota; Dothideomycetes; Pleosporales; Cucurbitariaceae. The record is from RefSeq and is a predicted model, not a curated record. The coding region runs from base 104 to 514 and encodes 136 amino acids.